This is a messenger RNA of Varanus komodoensis (Komodo dragon), 2179 nucleotides long. It is a transcript of the gene TMEM42, whose product is annotated as transmembrane protein 42. Bases 1 to 456 code for a protein of 151 amino acids. NCBI's taxonomy places the organism in Eukaryota, Metazoa, Chordata, Lepidosauria, Squamata, Varanidae. The transcript has 3 exons. The record is from RefSeq and is a predicted model, not a curated record.
AUGGCGCGUGGGUUGGGGGCUGCUUACGCUGCAGGAGCCGGUCUGUUGGGGGCGCUGGCCGCCUGCUCAGCCAAGCUGGCUCUGGGCGCUGAUUACCUGCAGGCGGGCUGCAUUGCGGUCAUCGGAGGAGAGGAGACGGCUGCCGGUGCCUGCGCCUGGUUACCUGUGAUGCUUCGAGUUGGAUGUGGUGGUCUGGUACUUGCAUGGAAUGCCAUAAUGUGGACCUUCUUUGCCAAAGCUCUGAGGUAUUCAUCCUCCUCAGCUACAGCGACUGUGACAUCAACGGCUUCUAACUUUGUCUCUUCUGCUGUUCUCGGCAAGCUGCUUUUUGGGGAGAGUCAUGCCCUGUUGUGGUGGAUUGGGAUUUCCAUUACGCUUCUUGGACUCCUCCUGCUUCACACUGCCCCACCAACUCAGCCAGGGGAAGAGAAGCACCUGAAGGAAAAGAAGACAUAGCAACUCGAGGGGCUUUGCAAUUCACAACAGAAGCAGGAAAUCACAUCAGGACCACAAAAGGAAACCAAGCAGAGGCCUUCUGCCCUGCUUCGCCCCGGCUGGAGGUGUUUUUCCUUUGGUUUUGUUUACACAAAUGGAUUUAUGGCAGAUCACUAAGUGUGACAGAGGCUUUGGUGAUAGUCGUGCUACAGUGAGUUCCGGCACACUGAACCAUGGAGAAGUUCUGUAAGAAGAACCAGUAAUGCCAUAAAUCUGGCUGCUGAAGUAACUCUGGAAAGAAGUGGGUAAAUAAGAAUGCUUAUCACAGAAUUUACCAGACCUAAUUGGAGCAAACAGUCUUCUACAGUUUUAUGAGGAACAGGUGCUACUACAUACUAUCGACUCCUUUGGUGAAGCUGCCAAAUUUCAAGUUUUCAAAAGGGGAGGGAAAGAGACAGGUAAUUGUAUACUUGCAUGCCCUUCCCACCUGACAGGAUAUAUACGUACUUUAUAUUGUACAUAUAUCUGACACAAGGACUUGGUCUUCCUUUUCUCUGUUCCUUUGUGUAACCUGUCCUGUGAUGCUGUACGUAACAGAUGGUUCUAAAAACAGAAACUGUUCUUAGUUUCUGUAGCCACAGUGGGAACUAAACAAAUUAAAACUUUUGGGAAAAUAGCUUAGCAUAACCACGCAGCAGCUGUUGACCCAUCCUUUCGCUUCUCUGUCUGUUAAAUGCAGUAGUAUACAACUGCACCUUAGAAAACCUGGAUUAAAGUCCUGAGCCAGCCAUGACCUGGUUUGCAUAGUGGGACAGCCCAUUGUGGGUAACUUGCCACUGUGGGCUGUUGUAUCAUCUGAACGUAGACCACUUCUCAUAGAGCAGCUUGUUCUGUUUCUUCAGAUAAGCCACAUUAGAACCCAUGGCUGUCCUAGGAAUUGCUUUACUCACAAUGGGUUCUUGUGUUGUCUGAGCCCAAGCAACUGAUCUCUCUGUGGGUAAAGCGAGGUGCUGAGCAAGAGUAGCUUAAAACUGCCAGUGACAUGUGCUGAAGCAACACAGCAAAGGGGCUGUCACUGGUUGGCCAACUCUUAUGUAUAAUUUGUUUAGCACUCCAAAUGGGUACUUUUUUGUAUUUUUAAAAAAGAAUUUCUAAUCAAACCUCCACGAGGGCAGGGGUGUGCAGUUCCAUGAGUCUAAAAUUGGUAGCCUCACCAGAGCAAUGUCUGGAGGAGGGAUUAGUUCCUGUCAGAGUUUGGAGCUCUGGGAUAUGGCUCCAAAUUGUUUUUAAAAAUGCUUUGAUGUGACAGCUGUCAAAUCCAAGCACAACUGAAUGAGUUUUCCUCAUAUGGAAUCAAUGUAGUGAGAUUCUUGUGAUUUUGAGUGACCCCUCCGUAGAUCCUAGUGUCCCCAAUUUUUCACCCUUUCCCAAGUCUGUAAGUGUUUGGGAUAGUGAGAAUUGCCCCCCAACCUCUUUUUACUGACACUUGCUUUUGACAGCUGUCAGAAGAAGAGCUUCUUUAAAACAAAAAAGGACUGAGGAAGCGCUAAACAGGAAAGUUGCAAUGAAGUAGUAUACUUAGUUCCCUGUUCAAACUAUCCUGACAUAAUAACUACCAUCAAAAAUGGUCAUUUUUCCUGCUUUGCCACUACUACUGCGGCAGUAAAGCAGUGAUUGGCAUGCUUGGGCCCCUGAUGGUGGAAUGCGCUCCCCAAAGAGGUCCGCCUGGCGCCUUUUUAUUUAA